This is a messenger RNA of Harmonia axyridis, 4066 nucleotides long. RefSeq lists its product as uncharacterized. The coding region runs from base 384 to 1550 and encodes 388 amino acids. The record is from RefSeq and is a predicted model, not a curated record. Gene Ontology annotation, molecular function: DNA-binding transcription factor activity, RNA polymerase II-specific; RNA polymerase II cis-regulatory region sequence-specific DNA binding. The transcript is spliced from 6 exons. Lineage: Eukaryota; Metazoa; Arthropoda; Insecta; Coleoptera; Coccinellidae. Gene Ontology annotation, biological process: regulation of transcription by RNA polymerase II.
UAUCCAAGCGUAAAAAAACGCUAGGAAGCUAUGCUGUUCGAUGUGGAAGUAAUGGCGAUCAUCAAUUUCGUUGUCUUUGUGGUGAAAAUAUUUUAAAAGUUUGACAAACCUGUGGUUUGAAAUUUUUCCGAUUUGCUAAUUCUGCUGAUCUGAAUCCGAAGUGUCAGUGAAUGUCUAAAAGAGUGAUAGCUUAACCCCAUUGAUUGACAUUUAUUUGAAGUUGAAAUUUGAAGUUGAUGUUUGAAGCUAAAACAAAUUUCGUAUUUGAAAAGAAAAACACAAUAUUUGUUUACCAUUUCUGCCCUUUUUCCAAUUUUUCAUACUUCUAAGAGUUCACAUUCUAAUCAUAUUUGCAAUCUGUUUAUCCAUACAAGGUUGAUAAAAUGACUCAAAAACCACAGUUCCACUACCUAGAGCACCAGUUUCAGUCUAUGAGCAGUGCUGAAGAAGAAAAUGAAACUGGUUCAGAAGAUGAGCAACAAAUUAUUUACAAUUAUGAAACUACAUAUGAACCGGUAACAGUAAAAAGACGAGGUCACUUACCUAAAGAAUCUGUUAAAUUGCUGAAAAGUUGGUUGUAUGAACAUAGAUUUAAUGCUUAUCCUACGGAAGCAGAAAAACAAAUCUUGUCUCAUGAAACAAAUCUAACAGUUCUGCAAAUCAGCAAUUGGUUCAUCAAUGCGAGAAGGAGAUAUUUACCUGAAAUGAUGAGAAGAGAAGGAUAUGAUUCUGUUCAUUAUACAAUAACAAGAAGGAGGAGAAUCAGAACAAGAGUGAAAAGCAAUGGUGAGCCUUAUUCUCCGAAAAGUAAAAGACAAAGAAUUGAUGGGAUGAGUGACGAAAGCCAGUCUGAAUAUGAAGAAACUAUGAUGCCAAACGGGUAUGUUGAAGAAGUGGAUGAAAAUGGAAUUGUUACUCAAGUGUCAACGCAAAAAUUCAAUCCAUGGCAGGCAGAUAUACAUUAUGGACUCACAUUAAAUCCUGCUGAAAGAGGAAUCGAGGAGGCAACUGUUGAAGAAAUAACACCAGAACAGGCUCCACGAACUUCAAAUCUUGCCACAAACUUAGUCAUGGUAAAAACACCAUCUGGAAAAAAUGUUAUCCUCCAAGUUGUCCCACAGUUAGCCAAGAUUGAGACAUCGAAUCCCAACAAAACUUUCAUUCUGAAAACUGCUAAAAUUGUUAAACAAAUAAAGCCUUCAAUAAUUCCUGUUCCUGUAGUGAAAUCGGAACCUUCCGAUAUUAUUGUUGAGGAGCACCAUUUGAGUCAUUUUGAGGACAAUGUAGAACUGCUUGAUGAACAGAGCGAAGUAAUCGAUAAUUCAGAUGUUUUCGAAGAUCCUGAUGUUGAGGAAGACGAACUUCUUGGAGAAUCGUUCUUCCAGAAUGGCAUAAAAUAUGAAGAACAGGAGUUCGUAGACGAAGUGACCCUAGAGAAUAACGUGAAUGAAGUAACCAUUGAAGAACAGGAAAUUCCGGUGCAAGAGCAUGUUGAAGAAAUUGUAAUCGGUGAUGACAUAGAGGAAUGUGAGUUCGACGGUUCUGACUAGAAUUUUUUUCUAUAAAAAAUUGUUCUGGGUUUGAUCACCAACAAGAGUUUUACUCCAAUAUUAUAUCCAAAGAUGUGUAAGGGAAGAAUUGAAAAUUAUCAUUAGUUAACGGGACAAUCUUGCCCUAUAAAGAAUCGCAACAUAAUUCCUUCAAAUAUUUUUGGUAAAAUUGUUGGUAGAUUUUUAAAUUACUGAUAAGAGUUCUGUGAUUCCACCUGAGAAGGUUUUAUUUAUUCCUUAUAGUGUUAUAUUGAAAUGGUUUGGAAACUAUUUUCCCACUUUUACAACAUUUUCGUUGACUUUCAUUUUCUCAAAAUGAAUGGUUUGAUCAAAUUCAGCAACACUGUGCGUAACAAAAAGUUUAUGUGUAUACUUAAUAUGUCCCGAGCGGAUUUGGUGUGGAUCUUCAUAUUGUGAACUAUGGACAAAAGGAAGAUUAAAAAAAAAGGUGUAAAUUAAGUUUUAAUCUACGUUAAGUGCAUUUAAAUGGAGUUCAAUUCGACAAACGAUUUGGUAUGAAGCUUUAUUUCUCCAAUAAUUUUAUUAAUACAAAUAAAAAUUUUUGGAAUAAUCGUAUGGCCGAAAGUGUUUUUUUGCUACUAUACAUUGACAAGCUGGCACUUUUUUUUUUAAGUGUUCUUCUUAAUCUUGUGAUUGUAAAAGGGAUUUUACUGUAGGCAGUUGGAAGAAAAUUGGAUUUGUUAAAAUUUUAUGCCUAUUUCAUAGUCAAUAUUGAAUUUUUUGUUUUCUAUGGUGAAAACUUACAAAUGAAUACAUUAUUAUGCUUGCAUUAUCUCUUUGGAUUAGUAAGUCAUCAUUUAUCUAGAUAGAUAUCUAUUCAUGUAUAUAUUAUCAUAAAAUGCGGUUAGGAAAAUAUUUUUAAUAUUCACUUUCCACAUGGGAUUUAUACCAACAUUUCAAUAAUUUUAUUAAUAUUACCACGAUAAGAACUUUGUAGAUUAGUGCUCUCUUUAUUUAUUGUCAAUACUAACAAAUUGGGGAAUGUCAACAUGAAAUUUUUUGUUUUGUUGAACAUCCAGCAUCUCAGAAAUUGUUUCAUAUUAGUAUAAAUGAGAGGUCAUAUAAUAAUUAUUGAAGUAAAAUGUGCCCAUUCAUGAUAAUAUAUGACAAUGAAGAAAAUUUAAACCGUUUUGCAUUUGGCAAUAAGUAGAAAUUUAUAGAUAAAAUUCGUAAAGCAUUUCAUAUCAAUGAUUUUUUGGAACUAUGUAUCAUGACUAUUAACUUAUUUAAAAAAAGAAGGUAAGAUGACGAAGAAGAAAUGUCUUGCAUGAAGUUAUUAAGUUAUUAUUUGAAAAUAAAUGUUUUGUUGAAGACCUCAUACAAUUUUCUAAUUUUCACCCAUGGUAUUCAUUUUCUCCCGGAAUAUUAUACAGGUACCAAAAUUUGUCUAUACAUGAUUAGAAUUAUUCCACUACAGGGAAACCGGAACCGUUAGAAAGACAGGGUAGUUCUAACCCUGUAUAGAAAUUUCCUCAAGACUAAUAAGAUAAAUUAAAUAAUAAUAAGAUAAAUUAAAUAUGAUUUUCUUAUAAACAAUGAAAGUUAUGGGGUAUAAAAAAAAAUUGCAAUAUCAAAUAUUUGCAUCAAGGUGAUGUUUAGCGUUCACCUACAAUUUUAAUGGAUUGAAAAUAUCAUCUAUAUAACUUUCAAUAAUUAUCGUUUAUUUGAAUUGUGUUGAAAAUAUAUCUCCUCAUUGAAUACUUCCUGCUGAAUCAUUGAGGAAAAUUAAAAUAAGGAAAAAUUAUUUGGAUUCGAUACAACUUUGAUUCAGCCAAAAUUAAUUAUUGGAAGCUUCAACACUGUAUUUUAGGACUGCGAAACCCCUGGGUUUAGCUUAUUUCACACGAUAAUUGUAGUAAACGCAAAAUUUAGAGAUUCUUAGAACGUUGAGCGGGCAAAAAUAAGUUUGUAUAUAUUUACUAUUAUUUGGGUUUUACACACAUAUCUUGAAAUGUUUAAACUAUUCAUUAGCUAGGUACAAAAAAAUGUAUCCCCAUAUGCAUAUUUUAUAAUCUAAUGAAUAAUUAUGACAUUAUUUUAAAACUUGGGAAUAGUUCAUUUGUUUAAAUAUUUUCGUUCUGACUUUGUUAUUUGAAUAAUGUUAUUUAGUUAGUUUUAGGCUGUAAGUAUCAGCAUAAAAUCUCCAUAUAUAUAUUGGAUUUAAAUUAUUGUUAUAAUUUUAAUUUGUAUAUUUUACGUAUGUAUAAAAAGUGCAUAAGUACUCAUACCUGAGAAUGAUAUCGGUGGUAAUGUGGGUGGAAUAAGGAUUGACCUAAUUUGUAUAUUGUACAGUCUUUCUAUUUGAAACACAUUCUGAUUAUUUGAUUAUAAAUCUUUAGCUUUUAUAGAAUCCACAGCAAUGGCGGUGGUUAAAUGAAUGGAAGUACAUGGACUGUAUAUUUUCUUAAAAAAUUUAUUUAAUGUUCUACAUAGUUUUUGAUGUGAUCCAUGUACACUUCUAUAAUAACAAUAAUAAAAAUAUACUUCAGAAACAA